GUACUGAUGUGUCGUCUAACUUGUUUUGGUGGCAGCUGUUCUUUGGCCUAUAUUAAGUAGAUUAUAAUUUUAAAUAUGAAAAAAAAGUUGUACGAUCAAGUUUUAAGCUGGCAUGGACCUAUGUUAGGCCUGUUUAUUGAAGAAGAACAGGGGGCGUUUCCAAGAGAUGCUCCAGCAACAACAGAAGAUAGGACUAGCUACCAAGUCCCAGAUAGCAGACAGGCACAUGGACAGCUACAAUCACAGUCAAAGUCAUGUGGAAGCUCAGCUGAAAUUCUCCCAGUUGAAUUUGCUGAGAAAUUGCAAAGAUUCAUAGCUAGGAAGGCAGAUCUACUAUUCAUGGACUCUGGUGAACAUGUUCAACCGUCAAGAUAUGAAAUACAUGUAGAGGAUAGCGAGGAUGAGGAGGAGGAAGGUGACUUGUAUGCAAUACUGCCUCCUCUUGAACAGUUCAUGUCAAUCCAUUCAGAAACCACCGAAUGUCGGGCACAUCUGUAUGAAGCCUUGGAAGCAAAUGACAUAGUAGUAGCACGUGUGGUUAACAUUCGUGACUUUGGUCUCUUUGUAAGACUUAUCUGUUUGUGUUGCAACAAGAAGCGUCAAGUCGAUAAUCUGGAGAUAAUAGGUUUAUGUCCAUCUUCAGAGAUUCCUGCACAGUCCAGUCAUGAAAAUCCUGUUAAUGGUUACCAUGUAAAUGAUUUGCUGAAACUAAGAGUACUUAAAGUAGAAGCCAGCGAAGAGAAGAUACUGCUGUCUCUUUUUGUGCCAAAACACUGGAGUGGAGAUUCACAUGUGGGUAUAAUUACUGAGAGUGAAUUACCGUCACAAUACAAGAGAAGUUUAUUUUUAGCUGACCACAACGAUAGUUAUGAUAAAAUGUUACACAAUAUAUUGGGAUUUUCCAACCCACACUGUGUCAGCUAUCUCACUAAUAUGCUUGGACUGGAUGAAAAAACACCACCAUCUUUACUAAGGGCAUUACACAG
Messenger RNA from Saccoglossus kowalevskii, 986 nucleotides. RefSeq lists its product as uncharacterized. Gene Ontology annotation, molecular function: protein binding; nucleic acid binding. NCBI's taxonomy places the organism in Eukaryota, Metazoa, Hemichordata, Enteropneusta, Harrimaniidae. The record is from RefSeq and is a predicted model, not a curated record.